AUGUGCGGUCAAUCACUGUGGUCAAUAGCACUUACAGCUCUUGUAGUCAAGGCAAACGUCAUUGUAGACGACUCUACGUGUCACCGGAACAAGGCUCAGCAUAUCUGCGAGCCCGUGGAUCUUUGCGAGCACAAUUACAACUUUGGCGAUGUCAAUUCUGAUCAGUCCUGCCGUGUGAAGCGAGGUGUCAACUUUUACCCACAGCAGAUUCACUUAGCGUUUGCGGGGAAGAAGGUCGGUACAGCCAUGACGGUAUCAUGGGCGACGUUUGAGGAAGUGACAGACAGCUCCGUUUGGGUAGGGAAGUCCAAUGACACGCUGGAAUUGGUAGACACCCCUGUGUCUAGUUUAAGUUAUUACCACGACAAAGAGUACAACUUAUUUCACCAUCACGCGACAGUCACCGGACUAAAGCCUCAUACGAAAUACUUCUACAAGGUCGGCAGUAGUAGCGAUAAUGAGUACACGAGCGAUGUCAGCACGUUCGUUACGGCGCAUCCAGCAACAAAAGAUUCUUCUUCUAGCAUGCUAAUCUAUGGCGAUCUUGGUGAUGGAAAGAACUCGGCCAACACAAUCGCGAACAUUAACAAACUCACGUCGGAUGACAUCGAUUUGGUAUAUCACCUCGGUGAUAUCUCGUACGCUGAUUCCGCAUUUAAAAGACUGAAGCAAGCUGCAGGUUUCUUUUACGAGGAGGUGUACAACAAGUGGAUGAAUAUGCUGAUGCCGCUAAUGAGCCGUGUCCCGUACAUGGUACUUGUAGGAAACCACGAGGCGGAGUGUUACUCACCGAAAUGUCAAAUUUCGCGUCAAAAGAGACAAGCGCUGGGAAAUUACACAGCAUACAACACACGUUUCAAGAUGCCGUGUGAGGAGAGCGGCGGCACUUUGAAUAUGUGGUACUCGUUUGACCACGGUCCGAUCCACUUUGCAUCACUCUCAUCGGAAACGGACUACCCAGCCGCGCCUACGAAUGAAUACACGAAACGCGUCAAAAAUGGAAACUUUGGUGAUCAGCUGAAAUGGAUUGAGGCAGACCUUGAAAAGGCAAAUGCGAACAGAGCCAAGGUACCGUGGGUUUUUGUCGGGAUGCACCGCCCGGUCUAUAGCGUUUUUAAUUCCGUGCCCAAUGGUGAGCCAGAUGGGGAAACUGCAAACAUCCAAAGAGCUUUUGAAACGCUUCUUCUUAAGUACAAGGUGGAUGUCGUGUUGACUGGUCACAAACACUACUAUGAGCGGGAGCUUCCACUUGCCAAGAACAAAGCCGUAAUGGAUGGCGUUUCAGAUGAUUACAAGCUGUACAACAACCCUCGAGCUCCCGUGCACAUUAUAACCGGUGGUGCCGGCCAGGUGGAGGGGUUAUCUAAAGCACCAAACAAUGCUGCCUCUUUGAAUGCAGCAUCGGAAUAUGAACACUUUGGGUACUUGAUGCUAAAUGCCACUCGCACGACGCUUUCAUGGAAGUAUAUCCGGAGCUCGGAUCAGUCCAUUGCAGAUGCAUUUGUCAUAUGUAAAAACGACACGCUUGCAGCUAAUCUAGAAUAG
Messenger RNA from Peronospora belbahrii, 1545 nucleotides. NCBI's taxonomy places the organism in Eukaryota, Oomycota, Peronosporomycetes, Peronosporales, Peronosporaceae. The record is from the annotation of a GenBank genome assembly.